This is a messenger RNA of Delphinapterus leucas (beluga whale), 1762 nucleotides long. RefSeq names its product UDP-GlcNAc:betaGal beta-1,3-N-acetylglucosaminyltransferase 8 (gene B3GNT8). The record is from RefSeq and is a predicted model, not a curated record. Gene Ontology annotation, cellular component: Golgi membrane. Gene Ontology annotation, biological process: protein O-linked glycosylation; poly-N-acetyllactosamine biosynthetic process. Gene Ontology annotation, molecular function: protein N-acetylglucosaminyltransferase activity. Lineage: Eukaryota; Metazoa; Chordata; Mammalia; Artiodactyla; Monodontidae.
UGCUGGGCUGGGCUGGGCUGGGCUGGAGAACAACAGUGCUGGAGACACCAGCGCUGCCGGACGAGGGCAGAGGGCCGGCCCCAAGGCCCAGGGCGCUGGAGCUGGCCAGAGCCGGACCCAGAGCUCCCGCAGCUGCCCUUUCCUGGGCCGGGUCAUGCGCUGUCCCAAGUGCCUUCUCUGCCUGUCAGCACUGCUCACACUCUUGGGCCUCAAAGUGUACAUCGAGUGGACGUCCGAGCCCCGGCUGGGGAAGGCCUACCCGGGACCCCGCAGCACCCCACCAGGCCCCACGCCAGCCAGCCCCGAGCCCACCCUGCCGGCCAACCUCUCGGCCCGUCUGGGCCAGACUGACCCGCUGCCCUCGGCCUACUGGAACCAGCAGCAGUGGCGGCUGGGGACCCUGCCCGGUGGGGACAGCACUGAGGUGGGGGGCUGCCGCGCUUGGGGAGCUGCCGCUGCGGCCGAGAUCCCCGACUUCGCCUCCUACCCUGAGGACCUCCGCCACUUCCUGCUGUCGGCAGCCUGCCGGAGCUUCCCACGGUGGCUGCCCAGGGGUGGCGGCGGCCAGGUGGCCAGCUGCGAGGACCCCGACGUCCCCUACCUGCUGUUGGCCGUCAAGUCGGAACCAGGGCGCUUUGCGGAACGACAGGCCGUGAGGGAGACGUGGGGCAGGCCGGCUCCCGGGGUCCGGCUGCUCUUCCUGCUGGGGUCCCCGGCGGGCGAGGGGAGGCCUGACCUAGGCUCCCUGGUGGCCUGGGAGAGCCGCCGCUACAGCGACCUGCUGCUCUGGGACUUCCUUGACGCCCCCUUCAACCAGACGCUCAAGGACCUCCUGCUGCUGGCCUGGCUGGGCCACCACUGCCCCAGCGUGAGCUUCAUCUUGCAAGCCCAGGAUGACGCCUUCGUGCGCGUCCCCGCCCUUCUGGACCACCUGCGGGCCCUGCCGCCCAGCACGGCCCGUGGCCUCUACCUGGGUGAGGUCUUCACCCAGGCCAAGCCCCUCCGGAAGCCUGGAGGACCCUUCUACGUGCCUGGGUCCUUCUUUGAAGGCGGCUACCCAGCCUACGCAAGUGGGGGCGGCUACAUCAUCGCGGGCCGCUUGGCACCCUGGCUGCUGCGGGCGGCGGCCCGCGUGGCCCCCUUCCCCUUCGAUGAUGUCUACACCGGCCUGUGCUUCCAAGCCCUGGGCCUGGCCCCCAGGACCCACAAAGGCUUCUUCACGGCCUGGCCGGCAGGCCGCACUGCUGACCCCUGUGCUUUCCGUGACCUGCUGCUGGUGCGGCCCCUCAGCCCCCAGGACAGCGUCCGGCUCUGGAAACAGCUGCGGGACCCUCAGCUCCAGUGCUGAGACUCGGAGGUGGGGAGGGGCGGGGAGGGCAGACCUGGCCUGGGCCUUGGCGCCAGCCCCUUGCUCAGCCUCUCUUUCUAGGCCUCGGUGCGAGGAAGGAGGUCCUGGAAUGGAGGCUGCCUGAGCCCUCCCUGGGCCUCCCCAAGAGGCGACAGACUGUUUCCGUCUUUCAGUUUCUGAGGCCUGGAGUCGUCGUCUCUGUCUACGGGGCCUUGAGGCAGUUUACAGAGCAAAGCUCAGCUGCACCCUGACCUUCACACCAGAUGCUCUCCCCACCCUUACUGGGCAAGGCCGGCUCCGAUGGCCUCUUGGUCACCUUGCUGGACACCAGCUUUGACCCGUUCUAUGGGAGACAAGAGGCCAUCUCCGGAGGACCCCACCCCCAUCCUGUUUGCUGAAGCUGACCUUCCAGCU